Manis javanica (Malayan pangolin) is the source of this 3156-nucleotide messenger RNA. The record is from RefSeq and is a predicted model, not a curated record. Lineage: Eukaryota; Metazoa; Chordata; Mammalia; Pholidota; Manidae.
AGCGGUACAGCAGGUAGGCGUAUACCAGAUAAUCCUGUCUCGGUGUACGCCGGCUCCUCUGCGAGGGCAGAGCGAGCGGCGAGCGAGGGCGGGACCGCUUAGGCCUCAGGAGGUGGAGACCGCAGCGCCCAGGCUUCGAGGCCGGUAGUGUGACGCUAGGACGCAUCACAAAGGCAGCGUUGUGAGGGUGGUGACGCGAGGGGCGGAGGGCUGGGCAGGCGGCCCGAAGAGCCGGGAGGCGGGGUGGCACCCCCACCGUGAGCGCGAGGCGCUCUCUGUAGGCGGCAGGCGGCAACACACAGUACCGCGAGAUCUGGCGGCGUGGCUACCAUGGCGCAGGCGUUUGAAGGCCCUGAGGCGGUAGCGACGUUGGAGACAGCUAUGCCGGCGGAGCGUGCGGCUGCUCAGCACUCGGUCCCGGCGCCAAACCCCAGGGCCGUGCGGAGCCUGCAGACCGCUCACGACGUCGGCGGCCCGCGAACCCGCACGGGGGACGUGCUGCUGGCGGAACCGGCGGACUUCGAGUCGCUGCUGCUGUCGCGGCCGGUGCUGGAGGGGCUACGGGCGGCCGGCUUCGAGCGGCCCUCGCCCGUGCAGCUCAAGGCCAUCCCGCUGGGGCGCUGUGGGCUUGAUUUAAUUGUUCAAGCUAAGUCUGGCACUGGGAAAACCUGUGUAUUCUCCACCAUUGCUUUGGACUCUCUUGUUCUUGAAAACUUAAGUACCCAGAUUCUGAUCUUGGCUCCUACAAGAGAAAUUGCUGUACAGAUACAUUCUGUUAUCACAGCCAUUGGAAUAAAAAUGGAAGGCCUAGAGUGUCAUGUCUUUAUUGGAGGGACUCCAUUAUCACAAGACAAAACUAGACUUAAAAAGUGUCAUAUUGCUGUUGGAUCUCCUGGCAGAAUUAAACAACUGAUAGAACUUGACUACUUGAACCCAGGCAGUAUACGUCUCUUUAUUCUUGAUGAAGCAGAUAAGCUUUUAGAAGAAGGCAGCUUCCAGGAGCAAAUAAAUUGGAUUUAUUCUUCUUUGCCUGCCAGUAAACAGAUGUUGGCCGUAUCAGCUACUUACCCUGAAUUUUUGGCUAAUGCUUUGACAAAGUACAUGAGAGAGCCCACUUUUGUAAGACUAAAUUCCAGUGACCCAAGUCUCAUAGGUUUGAAGCAGUAUUACAAAGUUGUCAAUUCAUACCCUUUGGCACAUAAGAUUUUUGAGGAGAAGGUUCAGCAUUUACAGGAACUGUUCAGCAGAAUUCCAUUUAAUCAAGCCUUAGUCUUUUCUAAUUUGCACAGCAGAGCACAGCAUUUGGCUGAUGUCCUUUCUUCUAAAGGCUUUCCUGCUGAGUGCAUUUCAGGCAACAUGAAUCAGAGUCAGCGUCUUGAUGCUAUAGCUAAACUGAAGCAGUUUCACUGCAGAGUCCUCAUUUCCACAGAUUUGACUUCCCGUGGAAUUGAUGCAGAGAGGGUGAAUCUGGUUGUAAAUCUGGACGUACCAUUGGAUUGGGAGACCUAUAUGCAUCGGAUUGGCAGAGCUGGCCGUUUUGGUAAAAAAACUUGCUUCUUUUUCUUUUUAUUAUUUUUAUUAUUUUAUUUUUAUUUUUGCUAUCAUCACUCAGAAAAUGCUGGUCUAGAGCAGCUCAAGAAUUCUAAUACUUUUUAUUCCUUUUAUGUAGAUCCCAUUCCUCCUGGUCUGAUGGAAGAAUGUUUGGACUGGGAUGUGGAAGUUAAAGCUGCUAUGCAUUCAUAUGGCUUAGCAAGUGUACCUACCCAGCCCCAAAUUCAAAAAAUAGAGAGAACCUUUCAAAAUCAGAAAGCUCAUGGUAACCACAUUGCUUCAUCUGGAAAUACUUCUGUAUCUGCACUAUCAGUCAAAUCAAAGCAUAAUACCAAACAGAAGCUUCCUGUGAAAAGUCACUCAGAGUGUGGAGUCACAGAAAAAAUACCACCAAAAGAACUGAGCUCUGCCAUACAAUUGGAAGAGCAAAUGAAGAAUCCUGUUCAGACUUCGGUUGAAAACUCUACCAACAGUCAUCACCAGGUCAAAGAAGCUUUACCUGUGUCACUCCCCAAAAUUCCUUGUCUGUCUUCCUUUAAAUUCCAUCUGCCUUGCACUUUGACUUUUGCGGAAUUGGUAGAAGACUAUGAACACUAUAUUAAGGAGGGGUUAGAGAAACCUGUGGAAAUUAUCAGGCACUACAUAGGUGCGGGGGAGCAGACUGUGAACCCUCAAAACGGUUUUGUGAGAAAUAGAGUUACUGAAGAGAGUGUGCAGAUAUUGGCAAGUAGUCAGUCUGGCGACUCUGAGAGUGACAGUGAUUCUUAUAGCUCAAGGACUUCCUCCCAGAACAAAGGAAAUAAGUCAUACUUGGAGGGUUCUUCUGACACUCAGCCGAAAGACUCGGUAUCGGCUCUUAUGGAUGGCCAUAUUUCUCUGGAACAGCCUCUGAAUGGAAAUGACACCCCUAAUCUUGAGUAUCAGGAAUCAACUGAAAUCCAAAUAAAGGCAAGGCAUGAAGAGGGCGCUAGCCAGAGAGCUAAGCAGAGCCGGAGAAACCUUCCCAGGCGAGCUUCUUAUCAAUUGCAGUCAGAACCCCAGGAGGAUGGUUGGUAUGACUGCCAUAGGGAAACACACCCAAGUUUUUCUGAUACCUAUCAGAAUUAUGAGGAGUACUGGAGAGCUUACUACAGGGCAUGGCAGGAAAACUAUGCUGCUGCCUCUCAGUCGUAUUAUUGCAAUGCUCAAAGGCAUCCAAGUUGGAUGGCGGCCUAUCACAUGAAUACCAUUUAUCUACAAGAAAUGAUGCGUGGCAACCAGUGAUUGUAGGCUGUUUCACAGACCAUCCGGAAAUACCAGCAAGUGAUGCCUUUGUAUAAUAUCCUCCUUGACUUCUAGUGGAAUGACAUGGAGUGGCAUUUUUGAGGACCUUGAAUGUUCUUGAGGCUUUCCACUGGGACACAUUUUUCAGAUUGUUUUGACAACCUGAUUUAGGUCAGGUACAGUAUCUUUUUUUAAGAGACUACAUGAAUCAGAUUCUUGAAAGAAAAUAUUGGAGAUACAGAGCUAAAGGUCCCAGAAUGCCAUUUUUGUAAGCCAUUCCCCAAAAAAAGGCUAUGCCACUGCUUGCUUAAAAAAAAUAAAACAGCUGACAUUUGAAAAAUA